Phaeodactylum tricornutum CCAP 1055/1 is the source of this 1120-nucleotide messenger RNA. RefSeq lists its product with no specific name. Lineage: Eukaryota; Bacillariophyta; Bacillariophyceae; Surirellales; Neidiaceae. The coding region runs from base 1 to 1092 and encodes 363 amino acids. The record is from RefSeq and is a predicted model, not a curated record. The transcript has a single exon. Gene Ontology annotation, biological process: mitotic intra-S DNA damage checkpoint signaling; DNA replication checkpoint signaling; DNA repair. Gene Ontology annotation, cellular component: checkpoint clamp complex.
AUGGACGUCGCGAUCCCCUCGCACUCCGUACGUGCAUUCUGUGCGUCGUUGGGCUGUCUCAGCCGAGUGGGGAAGGAUGUAUACAUGGAAUUUGAUCCCCUCGACGGCCUUGCGUUACGCAGUUUGAACGACGCGAAGUCUGCUUACGCCUGCUUUCGUUUUGAGCCUUCCUUUUUCGAGCGCUGCACGUCGCCACCGAGCCAACCUCGAGCCAGUGGAAGGAAUCGAAGAAGGUCGCAGCAUUCACGGAAGAGAUCCGUUAAUCACGAUAGCGAUAGCGAGAGCGAUGAUGACAAUGAAUGGCGAUUUUCAUGCCGUGUGGCGCUCCGGGCACUGGCGGCAGUUGUUCGUCCACGGAAGCACGUUGCUAGCUUGGCGAUCACCAGCCGUGUUACUCAUUCGGCACUUUUUCUCCAUUUUGAAUUCAAUAUCCAGGCUCCACCCAAUACAACGUGGAGAGUAACGCAUCGGGUUCCGGUUGCAGAUGCGAACGGUGUCUCCGCUGUCUCAUCCAAAGACGACGCUUCCGAACUCGUAGCUUCUCCACAAACCCUUUUGCGAUUGUUGGAUCCGUUGAAGAAUACAUUGGAGGCUGCUUUUCGGAUCCGCAAUCAAGAGCGACUCGUAGCUGCUACAUCCUUUCAUCCCACAGACUCCGCCAGCUCCAAUGCUCCAAACAAUGCGAUUCUGCAGGCGGCGGCGUCGACUUUCUUGAAAACGGAAACAGGAAUACGGGUCGAUGAACUCGACGAGUUUGAGUUUCGUGACGACCGAGCGAUAGCAGACAAUAUGCCAGAUUACGUCAACGACAAGGCUGUGCUGGUAUUUCCCCUAAAAGAGACCAGAGCCUUUCUAUCGUAUUUCAAAACCGCAACGGGCAGUAACUUUUCUGACGAGCCGCUUCACGUUUCAGUCUGGUUCCAUUGGGGAGGAAAGCCAUUUACUAUGGAGACAAAGACGACGUCUUUCUCUGCGCAACUAGUACUUGCUACUUUAGAUUAUUCCUUGUUGGGACCGUUGGAGGAUAAUUCUGCUUCUAUCGAAAACGACAAUUCUAGUGGAAGGGCCACCAGUGUUGCAGAUAAGGAAUAAUAUUCUAGCCCAUAUUGCAUGAGGUCGC